Molecule: messenger RNA, 1398 nt
Organism: Selaginella moellendorffii
Lineage: Eukaryota; Viridiplantae; Streptophyta; Lycopodiopsida; Selaginellales; Selaginellaceae
Product: cyclin-U4-1
Exons: 2
Coding region: 295-999 (234 amino acids)
Biological process (GO): regulation of cyclin-dependent protein serine/threonine kinase activity
Molecular function (GO): protein kinase binding
Source: RefSeq, a predicted model, not a curated record
UUAUAUCUUAGGGCUCAGUUCACGCUUAGUACAGGGAAGCGCGGCCUCGCUGGAGCGUAUCACAGGGAAUUCGAGGCGAUUUCCAGCUCCGGCAGCGAUCGGAGCUCCAGGGCCUGCAUUGCGAUCGCCAGCCGCGAUUACUUCGCUUUAGGCUCGAAUUCUGGCGGAUCUGGGAUGGAAGGGCCUCUCCAGCGCCGGGAUUGCGGCAUAGGGCGGCGAGCGGCGGGCUAUGGCGGCUCGAUUGUAGGCUGAGAGGACCUGCAUUGCUCGCGGCGCGGCGGGGGUUCUUUGUCUAUGGCGAGGGAGUGCCUGCUGCAUGGGGGAAACCAUGGCUCCGAUCUCUACAGGCGCCUCGAGCUAAAUCACGUCGAUUCCCGGAGCUGCGAGAGGCCCCGGAUCUUAGCCGUGCUGUCCUCGCUGCUGGAUCGAGUGGUGGUGAAGAACGAGAGGUACGCCGCCAGCGCCACCGCAAACGGCCACUCCAAUCUCACCGUCUUCCAUGGCUUGCGCGCCCCCAGCAUCAGCAUUGACAAGUAUCUGGAGAGGAUUUUCAAGUACGCGAACUGUAGCCCCUCGUGCUUCGUCGUCGCCUACGUUUACAUCGAUCGAUUCAUCCAGCAAAAGCCCAGCUUGCCCAUCACCUCGCUCAACGUCCAUCGAUUGCUCGUCACUAGCGUCAUGGUAGCGGCAAAGUUCCUGGACGACGCAUACUACAACAACGCCUACUACGCCAAAGUCGGGGGCGUCAACACGCAAGAGAUGAACCGGCUGGAGCUCGAGUUCCUCUUCCACCUCAACUUCCGGCUCCAAGUCACGGUCAGUGUGUUCGAGAGCUACUGCAACCGGCUGGAGAAGGAAGUGAGCGGCAGCCACAUCGAGAGGCCCCUCCACAUCCAGAUUGGAUGUGGCCUGGACGGUGGAGUCACCAGCGCUACUCAAUCCAACGCCCCGGACAAGCAAAGGCUCCCCACUGUGAGAUGCAGCAUGGCCGGCCUCUAGCUCCGACCAAGAUCUCGGGACUUUGCUCGGAGCCUCUUCGUAAGCUUUUGGUUUCUCUCGUUUGGUUUUUUACGCGUGGGCUUUGUGUGUGGAUCUUUGCUAGAGUGCUUGCUAGCAACGAGAAGAAGAACGCCCAACAACAAGGCAGCCCCUGCCGCGUCUGUAGUGUUGUUGGUUUGUAUUUGUGUACUACUACUGAUUUUUUUUUCCUUUCCAUCUCGCUUCAUGGCCUUGGAGCUUCUUCUUGUUGGAGUUUUCUUCUCGCAGACGAGUGAAGCGUUUGUUUGGCCGGGUUUGGCCGAAGCAUCUGUGGUAGAGGGUCCCCCAGACGUGAAAGUUUGUUCGAUCCAUCCAUCUCUUUCGAUCGAGAGUUGAAGUGUUAGAAAAAGCUUUUGGAGA